Haplochromis burtoni (Burton's mouthbrooder) is the source of this 8682-nucleotide messenger RNA. Its product is annotated as neural cell adhesion molecule 2. The coding region runs from base 4698 to 6227 and encodes 509 amino acids. The transcript has 11 exons. Gene Ontology annotation, molecular function: axon guidance receptor activity. Gene Ontology annotation, cellular component: neuronal cell body; axon; plasma membrane. Lineage: Eukaryota; Metazoa; Chordata; Actinopteri; Cichliformes; Cichlidae. The record is from RefSeq and is a predicted model, not a curated record. Gene Ontology annotation, biological process: homophilic cell-cell adhesion; synapse organization.
GAAGCGAAUGGAUGGAUGAACCUUUCCGCAUCCAGCAAUAUUAGUGAAGUCUGAAGUUAGCCUUUGCCAUCAAAAAUAAUACUUUUUUUUACCUUUAAAUUCAAUGCACUACAUACUUUUGCAUGCCAUUGCCAAAUCCCCUGAGAUCCGUUGUCAAGUCAUUUCUAUUUACAAGCGUAAAGUGAAACCUCACAUGUGCCCAAAUGUCACACAGAAACACUCCAGUCUGUCAGAAGCCAGAGCCUAUUUGCUCUGACAGAACAGUGCUAACCAUUGCACCAGUGUACCACCUACAAUAUAAUUGCAUGUGCCAAUGAGGUUCUGUUUGUUUUGGGGAAUGUUUGUGUGCAUGUAGAUGUGUCAUUAUGUCUGUAAACAUUGAAUUGAAUUGAAAGCCUUUAUUGUCAUUAUACAUAAUAUAACGAAAUUGGAAACAGUGCACACGUGCUUAUAGCACAUUAUAAAAAACUACACAAUAAUAUAACUAUACACUAUACGAUAAUAGUGUAAACAUGGAUUCUGAUAACUUUAACUUUUAAACUUUAAUUUGGUGUAAAAGUAGGUCCAAGGUCUUCAAGGUCAGCCUAAUGAUUUAAUGUUUGAAAUUGACAAAAAAGCCUCAUAACUUGAAGUAUGAUUCGUACUAGUGUGGUAUUUUCAUCAUAUUGAAAGUCCCAUGUAAAGAUUUAAAAUAUCAGAUCAGAUAUGACCUUUGACCUCUACUUCUAGGUCAAUAGAAUGAUGUGAAGAUCAAAGCUAUAAUAAUGCUAUAUAGACCAAUUUAAUAAAGCGAUAUUUCUUAAUGCCAUUGUUUGUAUUGACAACAUAUAGACAUAUGAUAUGUGGAGAUUCUAAAUAUCACAUUGGACCUCUGACCUUUUCUUCAAGGUCAAAUGAGGUCAAACUUUCAUAAAAUGUCUUUUAUGAAACAGGUGCCUGCGUUUUUAAUGGCAACAAUUAUUUUAUGCUGACUUUGUUAUGGAGAUUGCAAUUACAAGCUAGAACCCUUUAAAUACAAAACACUCAUCUUAUUUUAAUGGAAAAUAAAAUAAACUCAAUAUCAAAAAUGUCUUUCACAUGAUAAUCAUUACUACACUUAAACAAAUGUUACUAAACAAUGACAUGAGUGCUACACAUGUACUAUAGCCCCUUAAAAACUAUAAUAAUUAUACUUAAAAUUAUGUCAAGUAUUGCACUACAAAAUUCUUAAACAUUAAAAAUAUUUAAAAAAAAAAAAAAAAGAAUAUAUGCAAUAUACAGUAUGAUUCCUUUAAAACUGAACACUGCCCAGAGACUGCCUUGGUGGAGGUUUGCGGUUGUUAUUUACAAUAAGUGGUGGAUUCAUGGAUGUAGUUAGGGAGGACUGGAUAUUAGGAAUACUGUGAGAUGGAGGCAGAUGAUCCUCUGUGGCAACCCGUAAAGGUAAAAGUCAAAAGAAAAAGAAGAAGCAGAACUCUAAUGGGAUUAGAGAAUUUAAGAACAGUAAUGCAAGUGAUUGGCUGGGUGACAUACUCACAGGUUUGUCAGUGUGAUUCCUGGUCCUGGUCCUUUACAUGUUAAGCCAUCCUUUAGCUAAGGUCAGUUGCAAUGACCUUGCGUGUGAUCAUAUGAGAGUGAGUGGUAAAUGGACUGGUACUUUCUAUUUUCACUCAGCACUCAGACUAUUUUCAGAGGGGGCAUUCAUUCAUUCAUACAAAGCUUUAGGCUGUGCCUUAAGCUCUCUUUACCUAUCAGGCAAACUGUCAGACUUCGAUAGAUACAUCGGGGCUAAUUUGGAGUUCAGUGUCUUGCCCAAGGACGCUUAGACACACAGACUGGAGGAACCAGGAACGAAACCAGUGACCUUCCAAUUAGAAGCUGACCUCCUGAGCCACAUACGGUCGCCGUCGCUUGCCCCUGUGUGUAUGUGUGUGAACAUAUGACACAUUUGUAAAGUCCUCUUUAGAAUCUGAGGUGUAAAACGUGUAAUAGAGGAGCAGGCCAUCAGCCCUGUAUUGCGUUUCAGGAAAAUCUGAAGUGAUUAGCUAGUGACGUCACCUAAAAACGGCCCUUUUCUGUCGACUCCGAGGACGUAGUUUGGAAAGUUCUCAGCGAAGCAUUGCAAAGCGACACUAAAGUGACAGCACUGGCAUCUCAUGAAUAUAUAUUUAAUUAGCUUGUCUGUAUGCAGAAAAAAUGGUUGGUCAUUAUAAUUGGCCUUAUUAACCUGAUCAUUUGACUGGAACCUUUCUGUCUUGAUGGAUGACCUUAUUAAUACCUAAAAGAAAGCUGCCACAUUCCUCAGAAAGAAAGAAAAAAACUCACUCAAGCGACCCAUUUACGGUGUCAGCGAUGCUCUUCUUCUUCUUCUUCUUCUACCUUUGUAGUGCAAUUUUACACCUGAUCAACACAUCAUUAGCAAUCUAGGCUGGCAUACAGACUGACGAGGUGAUGGAUUGACACCUUGAUUGUACUUAUCCGAGCAUCAGUUUUAAUUAGAAGAUUUUUGAUUGACACUGUUUGAGAACUUUUUGGCGCUUUUUUUGUGUAAUAAAAUGGAAAAACUUUUUUUAUCAUGUCUGGGUAAGGUAUGAAUAUUAUCCCCAAUCCCUGAAGCGCACUGAUGCCACCAUGUUGAGAAACAGGUUGCAGCCCGAUGAGAAGAGAAAGGAUAAAGGAAGGAAAUAGAGGAACAGAAAUGGUAGGGUGACAGAGAUAAGAAAAUAUAAGGCUAAUAGAUUAGUCACAGGACUCAGGCGUGCUGAGUGAGUGGGGGAUAAAAAAGAAACAAAAUAGCAAUGAAAUGGUCAGAGCUUCUGUAUAAUUUCCAGUGGAGCAUGAUUCUGUUUUGAGAAAGGGAAUGAGGAUAAGGGCAUUAUCUUGCACCUAUGCUUAAAGGCUGGCUUCCCCCCUUAUGUUUCCAUAAAUACAAACACAAUAUCCAAGAAAAUUGGAUUUAUUCUGUCACAGUGUGAGGCUGCACUUUACUGCACAAUCUGGAAUAGAAAUCGUUUUGGUGAUGGAGGAUAAGGGAGACAAAGGUCAUGAGACAAUACCAAGGUUGUACCAGAGCGUGUUUGUCUGAGAGGUACUUUGGGAUGGCGGUGGUGUAUUUUUAUGUGCUGGAGAUUUUAUGCUCUAAACAUUGGGAUCUGCAUGCCGACCUGCUUUUGUGUGCUUCUCGAUGCACUCCGAUGUCAUUUGGAGAGUCUCUUUCCCCACAUUUGCCAUCACCUUUGACAUCUAGACACUCUGAUUGCAAGGUAACAAUUGAAAACUCAAAUUGGAGCCCUGUUGUUCGACUCCCCUUAUUUCUAUCAUAGCUGGUGAUUGCCUUGCCACUUGGGGCUCUGUGCUUUUCCUUCUGGUAACUCAUCUGCCCUCUGACACAGCCUCGAUUGUCUGUCUGGCUUCACGAGUUUGGUGAUUGAUUUGUGGAACAUAUGGUCCUUUAGGAAUAUUACUACUACAUAAGGCAACUUCAUACCUUCUUGUUUUGACUUUCUGUCACUUUUCCCUUCACAUUUUUCUUUGGAGUGCUGUAUCCAAGAGGGCAUCUGGGUUUUCUGGACCAGUUGUUUUGAGAAUUUGGUUAAGAAAUACAGAAGAAUAUAAUAUUUUACCAAGGUUGCUAGUUCUUUUUGAGGGGGCAUUUAAGAUCCUUUGACUUUCGCAGUAUAAUUUGCACUUGUCAUUUUAAUGGUACUGGCCAUUAUUACGCGGUUACAGAGAUGUUUCACAUCAUCUCCGUGAUCUCAAACAUGAUACUGCACUUGAUCUACGUCAAAUGCCAAAUUUGAUGUAGAUUGUAUGAGGAGUUGUUGAGAUAGGCAAAGAACACCCAGCUGAAAACAUGCAUAAUCUUUGACUGAAUCAUUUGUUUUCUUACUCUUAGCAAAUUCAUGGUUGCGGUUUGGACUGGAGGCUAUUUCAGAUGUCACAGGUCCAAUUUCUGAAAUUCGUCUCCAUAUGAAUGACCAGUUAAGCUACCAGACGUGUCUGUGGGAAGCCGCAGAGAUCCAGCAUGCAGACUCCACAUGGAAAGACGAACCCAGGACUUUCUUGCUGGGAGGCAAUGGUGCUAACCACACAACUGUGCUGCCCAUUUUGAUUUACUAAUUACAAGAUUUAUAGCAAAUCAGAAUCUGUUAUGAUCCAGCCACUGCUGAAGUAUCUCUGAGUUAUGAGCAAGCUUCCUCUCUUGUUCGAAUUCAUUGUUUCCAGUGACAAAGACGUGACAAGUUGCAUUUUCUAUCAGAGAAGUGUAGACCUAAUGAAUGCAGACACCUCUUUCCUUUUGGGAGCUACACAACCUGAACAUGGGAGCUUUUUGACCUGUUAUCGACCUUGCCUUAGGCUCUAUCAUCAUUAAAAGCGUUUGACAAAAACAGUUUGUGUCUUUCACAAUCACAAAGACUACCUUCAUUAGUAUUUAGAGCUCUGAUCUAAAAUAUUUAUGGUUCUAAUAAAUGCAAGUAGCUCAAGAAAGUUAGGGGGGCUAAUAUAAAAUUAUGGUAGAAGGAAGUAAAGUAAUUCUGUACUUUUAAGAAAUAUCACUUUGAUGAAAUUUCAUGCCAGUCCUCUUAGGGCUUUCUUUAAAAGCAAUGGCAUUCAUUUAGCAAGUGCCCUAAGGGCAGCUUGCAUAUUUUCUCCACUCUGAUACAAUGUGAGCCACAAAAACCAACAUGCAAUAAGACCGGAAAACAGCAAAGUUUUUAAUGACAGGCAGUAUGUGUAUGGUGUUUACUGUAAUGCUAAUGGGCUUGUUAAUAAGAUCCAGAGCCGCCCUGCAAGUGUCUAUAUCCUUGAACAAAGUGGAGUUAAGUGUCGGAGAGUCCAAGUUCUUCAUCUGCACAGCUAUCGGCGAGCCGGUCAAGUUGGAGUGGUAUAACCCCCAGGGCGAGCGCAUCGUGGCCUCUAAGCGAAUGGCGCUCCACACAGAAGCAUCCAGAUCCAAGCUCGUUAUUUAUAAUGCCAUCAUCGAAGAUGCGGGUAUCUACCGCUGCCAGGCCACCGAUGUCAGUGGUCACACUGAGGAGGCCUCCGUUGUGCUGGAGAUCUACCAGAGGCUGACAUUCCAGGAUGUUCAGUCACCGCAGGAGUUCCGCUAUGGUGAGACAGCAGAAGUGGUGUGUGAUGUCAUUAGCUCCCCAGUACCCGUGGUGGUGUGGUACUACCAGGACAAAGAGAUCACUGAGGAGCACCACAGCAGGUUCCAGGUGUUGCCAAACAACAACCUGCAGAUCCAUCAGGUGACCAAGGCUGACGAGGGUGUGUACCGCUGUGAAGCCAGCGUAGAGGCACGCGGGGAGAUCGAUUUUGUGGACAUUGCAGUGGUGGUCAAUGUCCCUCCGGUGUUGUCAGUGUUCCAGCAGUCCUUCAAUGCCACAGCUGACUACCAGGAAUCUGUCACCUUUACUUGCAUCACUUCUGGAUCUCCGGACCCCAUAGUCACAUGGCACAGGAAAGGGCAGCAGCUGGAGCCAUCGGACCAGUACAUUUUGAACAGGCUUGAUGGCGGGCGGAGCAUGUUAACCAUCCGCAACAUCCGGCAGGGUGAUGGAGGCACCUACUCCUGCAGAGCCACCAAUAAGGCAGGAUCCCAGGAAAGAGAGCUCUUCCUCAAAGUGUUUGUCCAGCCCCAUAUCACCCAGCUGAAAAACGUGACAGCCGUAGAGGGCAGCGCUGCCAUGAUCUCCUGCGUGGCUGAGGGCGAGCCUCUGCCUGACAUUUCCUGGAGAAGAGCCAGCGACGGUCAAACCUUCGUGGACGGAGACAAGAGCCAGGAUGGGAGGUUUGAAGUUCGUGGGCGUCACGGCAAGUCGGUGCUGACCAUCAGCGGCGUGAGGCUCUCCGACUUGGGUCGAUUUGACUGCGAGGCGCUCAGCAGGAUCGGAGGUCAUCAGAAGAGCAUGUUCCUGGACAUUGAAUAUAUACCAAAGUUCCUGACCAACCACACCGUUUAUUAUUCAUGGGAGGGAAAUCCGGUGAACAUCAGCUGCGACGUGAUGUCCAACCCACCUGCCACCAUGCUGUGGAGGCGAGAGCGCUUCACUAUCUCCACAGAGGGAACCGCCAACAUGAGGGUGCACAGCGCCGAGGGCAAGUCUGUGCUGGAGGUGACUCCUAUGUCCGACAGAGACUUUGGCCGCUACAACUGCACGGCCAGAAACAACAUUGGAGUUCGAUACCAGGAGUUCAUUUUGGCCCAGGCAGGUGAGUCUGCAGAACUGCCACUAAUGCGCUAAUGAGGCUAGCAACUCAAUUUCAAGACCAGAACAUGUGGACGUCUCAGGGACCCUGCACCUUUUCAAUAACCGCUCUCCCAGUAACUCCAGCCAUUCAACUACUUUGUAACCCUCUACCUCUCUACUAAUGGUAAUAGCCUUAUUUGCAAUUCUCAGGAAGAUAAAUUCCACUACAACUCCCAACCCCUAUUCAGCCUCGCCUAAUCUCAAAUAGUGCUGGCUGAUUUACCAUACCCCUCGCAAUUUAACUGAAGUACUCCCUAAUUUACGGUAGCGAGGGCUAAUACACAAUAGUGCAGUCUAAUUAUCUUUAGUGCAGAUUGAAUUGCUCUAGCUAAGGAAGAAAAAAGUAGUGAGCAAAAAGCUGACCAAAAAUGUCGUCUUGCAGGAAACAGUAGGUUUUAGAAGAGUUUGUGACUCUUACAAUUCAGCACAACACACACUCAGGCACACGCAAGAAAACACACUGUGAACAUGUUUGUGUUCUUAACGAAUAUUUGAGACGUACCUUAUGUAGAAUACACUGUCUUCAAAGCUCGAUCAUAAACUGAUAGAAGAAUCUGAGGGUGGAAGUGUGUUUGUAGUGAGUCAAACUGUUCUGAAUUUUGCAUUGAUGUUUUAAGUGAGAAUCACUAAUACAACCAAAACACCUUGAGUCACAUCAAAAACAUAUCCAAGGACAAGUGAUGCAGGCAAGUGAUGUGGCAACUUACCUGAAAAUAAAAUAAGUUGCUGUCUAUUAAAUUGCUAGAGUCUAGAGUCGGCUAGGUUUAAUAUGGCAGUGAUGUCAGGAAGUUUUUAGAGUCAAGGUUUAUUUGUGCAGGAAAUAUAUUCAGAGGUCUUACGCAGAAGCAUUUAUUGCAGUGAGCUUAAUAUCAAGGAGAACAAAGAUGGACACUGCUUAUUGCCACCCAGUUCUAGAACAAUCUUGGAGGCAACAGCAGGAGAACGGAUUUAUAGUCCAAUAAUCCAAAUAUUUAACCCACAAUGAGGUAGUGGUCAUGCACAGGGAGACAGGUGGAGCGGCACGCAGGCAAAACACAGUGUCUAUAUAAACAGAUAAAAAAAUAUGGAACUGGAUUUUUUUUAAAAAAGCAGAACUCAAGCAAUUAAACAAACUAGGAAUCAAGGAAGGCUAAGGUGUUGCACACUAAACAUGGGUGACACAAAGGAGGGAAAACUAGCAAAGAAAUGAUGUACAAUAGAAAUUACUUACAGAAACCUGACAUUGUGGCCAUUUCUUAAUAUAUCUAUCCUCAUCCUGCGCAGAAUAGAUUCUGUUCCUGUCUGUUCCAGCUAAAAGAAAAGACUAACACAGCUCCUGCACUUUUAAUCUGCAUGAGUAGAAAUGUUAUGUUUUUAAUGUCCUAUCUUUUCACCUAAAAUUAAAGUACACAGGCUCCUCUCAGGCGUUGUAUAAGCUGAAUUAUUACAUCUCUCCUAAAUAACCCUUGAAAGCUUACCAAAUAUAGAAAAAUAAUCUUUUACAAUGUCUGUCUUUAGUUUUAUUACGGUGGCACUGUGCCAUUUAUCUUUGAUCAAAAAUACAUUCAGUGUAGUUGGUUAUUGCUGUGUAAAUGUCAGAGUUAGGUCCAUAAAUAUUAAGACAAUUGCCUCUGUACUCUGAGGUCCUCCCAUUUGUUUUGUUACAUUAGUCAAAUUACUCACGCUAGAAGACUUUUUUUUUUUAUCCCUCUGCAGUAUCUGCUGUUUGGCAGUGUGCACCCUCCAACACAAGAAUUCCCUCCCCCACUACAUUGCAGCACAGGUCAGAGCUGGUAUGAAUGACAUGAAUGGCUGAUCAUUCACACACAGCAUGAAAACAAUGAGCUUUUGUGGAGGUGGGUUGCAAAGCUGCUUGAAAAGCUAGGAGCAAAUUCAGUAGCUUGGGUAGUAGGAUGUGUAUGAGGGUAUCAGCGGUGCCAUCAGCUGGUGCUUGCUUCUUAUCAGCUGAUGGGAGUGGAAAUCUGAGUCAGUCAAACAGUCAGUCUUUCUGGCUCUUUGUUCUAGACUGAAAUAUCCCACCAACAAUGGGAUGUAUUGCCUGCAUAAUGUAUAAACAUUUUAAAUGCUUUAUAGUUUUUUUCUUUCCUUCAUUAAUAAUGUGGCUGGGCACAUUCGUAGCGUAUGCCCCCCCCCUCAGCCAAUGCGGAUGCAGCCUGUGACUCUCUCCACUCAGUGGUCAGCAGACUGCAAACACAAUCUCCGAGAGCCCCUCUCAUAAUAUCAGGGGACUUUAAUCAUGUCUCACUGGACUCCACGCUUCCCACCUUCACCCAGGAUGUGACCUGCCCAACCAGAGACAAUAGAACACUGGACUUACUGUAUGCCAAUGCAGAAGAGGCAUACAGUUCAUCACCUCUCCCUCCUCUGGGCAGAUCUGACCGCAACCUGGUGCACCUUGUCCCUGUGUAUGAGCCCUUAGUGCGCAGGGAGCCACCAGCCACCCGCACAG